AUGUCGGACGAGGAUUCACAGACACAGAAGAAGGUGUUUGACGCGGAAACGGCGUCGUCGCUGGUGAAGGAGUUGAGGAAGAACUUUGGUUCGGGAAAGACGCGGAGUUAUGAAUGGAGAGUUUCGCAGGUGAAGGCUCUCUUGAAAGCGAUGACUGAUAACGAAGAGGAAAUCGUCGAUGCUCUUCGUUCAGACCUAGCCAAGCCUUCACUCGAAACCGUCGUGUACGAGAUUGGAGUGAUUAAAAGCUCGUGUGAAGGGAUACUGAAGGAAUUGAAGCAUUGGAUGACGCCAGAAAAGGUCAAAACAUCAAUCAGAACUUAUCCUUCUUCAGCUGAAAUAGUACCUGAACCGCUGGGUGUUGUGUUAGUCAUCUCUCCAUGGAACUAUCCAAUGUUGUUGGCCCUUGAUCCAGUCCUCGGAGCUAUAGCAGCUGGUAAUGCUGUGGUUCUAAAGCCAUCAGAAAUUGCUCCAGCCACAUCAUCACUCCUAGAAAAAUUGAUAGAGAAGUAUAUGGAUCAAUCAAUUGUAAGAGUUGUCCAGGGGGCAGUCCAUGAAACAACUGCCCUAUUGCAGCAAAAGUGGGACAAAAUUUUCUACACAGGUAAUGGAAAAGUUGGAAGAAUAGUGAUGACUGCUGCUGCAAAACACCUUACACCAGUUUUGCUGGAGCUUGGAGGAAAAUCUCCCGUUGUCGUUGAUUCAAAUAUCAACUUGAAGGUAGCAGCAAGACGAAUAAUUUCUGGCAAGUGGGGAUUGAACAAUGGACAAUCUUGCAUUUCUCCCGAUUAUGUUAUAACAACAAAAGACUAUGCCCCUAAGUUGGUGGAUGCCCUAAAGACUGAAUUGCAGGAGUUUUACGGUAAGAAUCCGUUGGAAUCAGAAGAUUUGUCACGAAUUGUGAGUUACAACCACUUUGCUCGUUUGUCAAAGCUCUUGAGUGAUGAUAAGGUUUCUGGGAAGAUUGUUUAUGGAGGUGAAAAAGAUGAAAAUAAACUAAGGAUUGCUCCCACUAUUCUAUUGGAUGUUCCGCGAGAUUCUCUGAUAAUGGGUGAGGAGAUAUUCGGUCCAUUGCUUCCCAUCAUCACGGUCAAUGAACUUGAAGAAAGUCUAGAUGUAAUCAACUCAGGAGACAAGGCCCUUGCUGCAUAUAUAUUUACAACUGACAAGAAGUUCAAGGAGCAGUUCGUAAAGAAUGUUUCCGCUGGGGGUUUGCUUGUCAAUGACACUUCCGUACAUGUUGUGGUUGAUACUUUGCCAUUUGGGGGAGUUGGAGAGAGUGGAAUGGGAGCAUACCAUGGCAAGUUCUCCUUUGAUGCUUUUACACACAAAAAGGCUGUUCUUUAUCGCAGUUUUGCGGGUGAUUCGUCGUCAAGGUACCCACCGUACACGGAUACAAAGCAAAGAUUGAUGAAGGCUCUCAUCGCUGGUAGCUUCCUUGGCAUACUUCGUGCUCUUUUUGGAUGGUCCUAA
Messenger RNA from Vigna umbellata (rice bean), 1473 nucleotides. Its product is annotated as aldehyde dehydrogenase family 3 member H1-like. The record is from RefSeq and is a predicted model, not a curated record. Gene Ontology annotation, cellular component: cytoplasm. Gene Ontology annotation, molecular function: aldehyde dehydrogenase (NAD+) activity. Gene Ontology annotation, biological process: aldehyde metabolic process. NCBI's taxonomy places the organism in Eukaryota, Viridiplantae, Streptophyta, Magnoliopsida, Fabales, Fabaceae.